CGUGUUUGGCUCGGCACCGCAGUCAAUAGAAGACCGUCCGCGUCGCGGUACACACCUCGUCAUCGUUGCCGCCGUCGUCGUCGCCGUAGCAGUCGGUUGUGUGCGCGCGCGUGUCACAAGUGUCCUCCGUACGUGUACCGCGUUAAACAGCAACGGAACAAAUGAGAAACAACGCGGAGAAUAAAAUUCAAAAAGGAAAACAUUAACCCGUAUCGUUUUACUUACCGGCGGAUCCUGUUCGAUCGUUUUUCUCGUCGCGAUUCCGCGUACGUCGGCUUCGCGUUUUCGCCGAGUGCGGUUUUCUCUCUCUCUCACUCUAUCUCUCUGACUGUUUGUCUCUCCUUACCUGGACCGAACAACAAUAUCGCGCCGUCACCGCGUACGCCAGUGCAUGCGGCCGUAAGCGAACAAAUCUCGUGUCGCAUCGCCAUGGACGAUGACCGGACGUCGCAGCGACCGCGAUUAGCUGCAGCCGGUCGUCACCACCGCCGUAUUCGUCAUAGCGGAUCAUCGUGGUCGCGUUAAGCGCACCGUCGCGUGCCACAUCAGUCUAGUUUCCGCUCGUCAUGCGUACGCCUGGGAACCGCCGCAGAUCCGAUGACCGCAGCUUUGCCGCCAUGGCCGCCGUCGCGUUUUGCGCUCUCGCCGUCUUCGUGCCUGCAGAGGUACACUGCGGCCGAGCACCCCGGAUCGUAGAACAUCCCACGGACAUCACAGUCGGGACGCACGAGCCGGUCACGUUGAACUGCAAGUCCGAAGGGCAGCCACAACCGGACGUCCGAUGGAUGCGCGACGGACGGCCCGUGGACGUAACCGGUAGCAUCCGCAAAGCGCUUUUGCCCGACGGCUCGCUGCUGUUCUUGGAGGCGUCUCAGGGCAAGCGCGACUCCGAUUCCGGCACGUACUGGUGCAUAGCUAACAACUCGUUCGGAGAGGCCGUCAGCAGGAAAGCCAAUUUGAUUGUCACAUAUUUGAAACAAGACUUUCGGGUGCAGCCCAAAGACGUGACUCCAGCGUCCGGUGACACGGCCGUUCUGGAAUGUGAUCCGCCCAAAGGACAUCCCGAACCGUUUGUGGUGUGGCACAAAAACGGCCAGCCUAUGCCAGCGGAUGAAAAAAAAAGAUGGUACAUACAAGACACUGGAAAUUUAAUUAUUCGAGACGUGAAAUCCGAAGACGAUGGAUCAUACACAUGUGUAGCUAACAAUUUAGCCGGAGUCCGGAGAUCUAAACCGAUCCUGUUAGUAACUCAAAUACGUCCAUACAUGAUCCAAGCUCCAAAGGACACCGUGGCCAUGGCUGGUUCUAGCGUACAGUUGCAGUGCAAAAUCGGUGGCACUCCGCAGCCGGAAGUGUUUUGGAAAAAAAUUUCGAACACGGGCGUCGCACAACAUAUACGCCCUGAUCACUAUAGGAAUGAGAAGCUUUCCGAAGACAGAGACACGUUCGAGCACGUUUACAUAACGCAAGACGGCAGUCUGAGAUUAGACAACGUAAGUCCGGAAGACGAAGGGAAGUACGUGUGUCACGCAGAAAAUCACCAGGGCAAAGUAAACGCUGCAUCUUCCCUUACCGUGCACUCUGUUCCAUUAAUCGCUCAAAGGCCGGCAGACACGCACGUAUCGGCCGGAAGCAACGCUAUAUUCGAGUGUGGAGUCAGGGGCAACCCUAAGCCAACGAUAUUCUGGUCUUUGCAAAACAACGACACCGUCUUGUUCCCCAAAGAGAGUUGGAACGAGUUCCACGCUGAAGACACAAAAGACUCUGUGUCUACCCUGAUCAUAUAUAACGUCAAAAGAGAACAGCAUGACCAGCUGGUGGUCAUGUGUUCGGCUACCAACGAAGCGGGAUCGGACGAGUGGAGGGCCACGUUAACCGUUGCAGCGGCCGCGUACGAGGAUACCCUGCCACCGAUCAUUGAAUACGGUCCAGCCAAUCAGACGCUGCCAUACAGCUCGAUCGGAAACCUGGUGUGCAAGGCCAUCGGAAACCCGCAACCGGUGAUCACGUGGUACAAGGACGAUUCGCCUCUGUCGACGGAAAUAGCCAGGAUCAACAUCACGGAUACUGGGACCCUGCAGAUUUCCAACCUGCAGAAAAGUGACAACGGCGUUUACACGUGCGUGGCGUCCUCGGUGAACGGGAAGGCCACGUGGAGCGCUGAGCUGAAAAUGGAAUCGCCGAAGAACCCCAACGUCGGCUUCUUCAGAUCGCCCGACCCGUCCACGUUUCCCGGGGCUCCGAGCACGCCGGUCGUCGUCAACUACACGGACACGUCCGUCGUGCUGUCGUGGGGUCGCAACGGCAAGGUUGGAUCGUCCCCCUUGCUCGGCUAUCAGGUGGAAAUGUUCACUUACGGCGAGAACGUCGGGUGGGCAACGUUGGUGCGCAGACUGCACUCGACUCAUUUCACGCAAGCAUUUUUGCGGCCCGGACGGUCCUACCUGUUUUUGGUGCGCGCGGAAAACUCACACGGUCUCUCACCGCCCAGCCAUUUAUCCGGUCGCGUCACGCUGCCCACAGAAUACCACCAGAACGUUCCCUACUCCCACGACAUGUCCAUUGCCAAGUCCACGUUAUUCGGCGGCCACAUCGUCGACCUCAUCGACAUCAAGACCGUCAGUUCGACUUCGAUAAAACUCUUCUGGGAGAUACUCAACGGAGAGUUUUUGGAAGGUUUUUAUCUGUACUGUCACAGCAAAAACUUGACCGGCCGAAAUUCUACGUUAAUGAAGUUAUUAUCGAACGCCACGGAGCUGUCCGGGGCUUACGUGGUCAACUCACUGCAGCCGUCGGUUAGUUAUGUGUUCUUCUUGGUGCCGUUCUACAAACACAUCAAGGGCCGACCGUCGAAUUCGAGAACCGCCAAGACUCACGAAGACUGCCCGUCCGAAGCACCCCAGCACGUCGAGCCGAUCGCGUACAACUCCAGCUCGGUGUACCUGAAAUGGAAUCCACCGCCGGAGGACUCGCACAACGGCGUCAUCACCAGUUACCAGGUGGUCAUACAAGGCGGUGUUGGCUGGGACGUGCUGAGCAACGUUACUGUCAGCGCCAGCACGCCGACGCUUCUGCUGACGAACCUCACGUCGGGUGUCCGGUACAAGGUCAUGAUCGCAGCCGCGACCAAGAUCGGUUUCGGCCCGUACACCGAUCCCAUCCUACUGCCCACGGAAUCCAUGAAUCAAAUCAACAAAUUUAACGACGCGGUAAUCGACCACGAGGAGAUCAAAGAGUUCGUAGCCGAACCGUGGUUCAUCCUGUUGAUGGCCGGCGUCAUUACGCUGAUGAUCGUACUGCUGGCGGCCAUACUGUUCGUCAGGUACCGGCAACUGGGCGCGAAGAAGUCGCAUUUAGGAGAUUCGUUGAACGCCGCCAACAAGCUCUCAUAUUCGUCCGGUUUCAAAACGACAUUGGACGCGUCCCACCGGGGACAAGUGGCUUCGUUCUUGCAAUCCGAUCACAGCGUGUCCAACAGUCAACGGUGCCUUUUCAUCGACGCGAACUCGUGUCACAAACCCAACUGGAUGCAUCACGACAUCGAUAGCAGCGAAAAAGACUCCAGCCAACAGCUGCUGCCGGAAAUCGCGGACUACGCGGAAGUGAACCCGAACACGAUGAGCACGUUCUUGAAGGAACGCGAACUCUCGUCACCCGCUCCUUACGCCACUACCACGUUGGUCUCGAAUUCGAGCUCUAGAAACAUGAGACGCAAUUCCGAGGACACGGCGUACGCAUCGGCCAACAUUUACCGCGCUCAAAACGUGUACUCCGAAAGUGGUUACAGCUGUUGUUCGAGCAACAACGAUUGUCAGAGCUGCAUGGACGAUUGCGGAAGCAUGCACGGCGUUCCCGUGUCAGUCGUCCUGAGCGGUUGUGGCCGGAAAACGUUCAGCGAAGUGUCUCACCACAGCAACAAAAGCGGUUCGCGGUUCAAUUAUCCACCGUACUCGUCGAGACAAAGGGCCCUGGUGCGCACCACAUGCUCAUCAAACGGUUAUCACUACGUGGACCCAACAGGGGUGACGGGAGGACCGGUCAGCUACAACAGCGGAUACGGUAGGGAAUGCUCUCCACCGGACGUGGUCGGAUUAAACGUUCAACAACAGCAGCAGCAGCAGCAGCAUCACCAACAACAACAUCAGCAGAGGUCGCCAUGUUAUGCUGAAGCCGACUCCGGAAAGGGGCAGAUCUCGUGAGCUCCUUCUGCGACACGCUGACGUUCAGCCGACCGAUCGCAGACUUAGUGCGCAGUGGCAUGUUUGGGAAAACGGGAAAGGCGUUAGAAUGACGUGCAUUUUUAAAUUGACAAAUUGUUUACAAAUAUUAAAAAAACCAUAGUUCUGCCUUUGCUCGUCCUUUCAUUCCUCGCCGUUGCGUGAUUCGAUGUGUAAUAAUAAGGAGCAUGCGAGGUGUAAAUUCUAAAGACGAAUUUUAUCUCGAUCCUGCAACUCGAUCGAACAAAAAGCGGACGGGUCUCGAUCACUAUCAACCAAUAAACCCUCAUUCUCCGUGUUUUUGAAUCUCCGACUCUUCGCACGAGAGUGAUCAAAGAAAAUGACCUGAGAUCAAGACUUCAAAAAGCGUAAUCCAACGCGAUCUGCGAAUGCACCACCGGGACACUGCGGUUGAAAAGUAACGCGCACAAUUAAAACCGAUAUCGUGAAGCCGAUACAACGGACUGCCCGGUAUUCAUGCCCUGUGAUUUCAAUCAUACUGUAAUAAUAUGUUAAGCAUUAUCGAUACACUAAUGUUAGAUUAUAAUAAUCAUUGUGAUACAUACGCCCCUCCUCCUGUUCAACCUCGUCGUAGUGUUUUCAGAACUCGUGACUCGUUGGUAUCGUUUUACAUUUUUCUAGAUGACCACCGCAAUAAAAGCCCGUCACGGUUCUAAUACGUAACUCACCGAUGUAUUUGAUAUCAUUACAAUAUUAUAAAUUAUUAUCAUGAUUAUUUGACACUUUUCGUGUAAUGUUUUUGUCGAACGCAUGCUGCACGUGUAUACGACGGAAUUAUAACGCCGUGUUUAUUGUAAUAAGAAUAAUAAUAAUAACAUGUAAAUCUAGUGCCAAUGUAUAUUUUGUAUUGAUCAAACCAUGUGUAUAAAUUAAAAUAAAACCUUCCAUUUGUUAUUGAUCGAACUUUA
Messenger RNA from Sipha flava (yellow sugarcane aphid), 5146 nucleotides. RefSeq names its product protein sax-3-like. The transcript has 18 exons. Gene Ontology annotation, molecular function: protein binding. The record is from RefSeq and is a predicted model, not a curated record. Lineage: Eukaryota; Metazoa; Arthropoda; Insecta; Hemiptera; Aphididae. Bases 567 to 4199 code for a protein of 1210 amino acids. Gene Ontology annotation, biological process: cell-cell adhesion.